Molecule: messenger RNA, 691 nt
Organism: Thunnus maccoyii (southern bluefin tuna)
Lineage: Eukaryota; Metazoa; Chordata; Actinopteri; Scombriformes; Scombridae
Product: barrier-to-autointegration factor-like
Exons: 4
Coding region: 198-470 (90 amino acids)
Molecular function (GO): DNA binding
Source: RefSeq, a predicted model, not a curated record
CUGACGUCAGGCUAACGGCGUCAGCUCCCACUUCCGUGUUUCUAAAUAAAGCGCGCGUUUCUUCCUCGCGGGGUCCUCGUGCAGUUUUACGGUGUUUCUGAGCUCAGCUGAACGUGAAGUCACCUGAUCCUCCUGCACGUGGACCCGGAACAGCUCCAGCAGGUAAAGACCGCGUGCACUGCUGUAACGUUUUCAGGAUGUCGACUACGUCUCAGAAACAUCGAGACUUUGUGGGCGAACCGAUGGGAGACAAACCAGUGACGAGUCUGUCGGGGAUCGGAGAGAUACUGGGCAAGAAGCUGGAGCAGCAGGGCUUCGAUAAGGCCUUCGUGGUUCUCGGUCAGUUCCUCCUCCUGAAGAAAGACACGGAUCUGUUCGCCGAGUGGCUGAAAGACGCCAGCGGAGCGAACAGCCGGCAGGCCGGAUCCUGCGCUCAGUGCCUGAAGGAGUGGUGCGACGCCUUCCUCUGAGGCCCCGCCUUCUCACAGAGACCCCGCCCCUUCCUGUUCUUACUUGGCUCGCUCACUUCCUGUUGCUGAAGGUCCGAUCAGAGCUCGCGCUGUCUGCUGCUGUUUCAGGUGACUGACCAGCUGUGACAUCACGGCGACCAGACAGCUGUUUGUUUCGCUGCUUUAUGAGCUUGUUUCAUUGGUGAAAGUUCACAUGAAUAAAAGUUUGUUUGUGAAAAGUU